CUUUGUCUCUCACUCCCCGUCUCCCACUCUCCUCUCCCCUCCCGCCCCGCCUGCUUCUCUGGUUCCAGCAAUCCAGCUAACUUCACUGCGCGCUGGUUCUUCACUGUCAGGACCCAUUCCCUGCCCCGCUCCACCCGGUUGCCAUUCCUAACUCUUAAAAAGCUCUCCGACAAUUUCCGGUGUCUUCUCCUAGCAGAAUUUUGCUGUUUCGGGUAGAAAUGGGUGAAGUGGAAAAUCCACAGAUUACUAGAAGAGCCACUAGAUUAUCAUCGUGUUCAUCCUCUGGCAUUCCAAAUCCAAAAAAUGUUGAGCUGGAGUUGAAACCUCUGACGAUAAAUGAUCUUGCCUUUGGUAAUGAAUCAAUUAAUUUUGAUGAGUUGAUGUCCAGUUUACCCGGCAGGCGAGCACAAAUUCGUGAAUUAUUACGCAUAUUAGGCCCCUUGAAUUCUCCAAUUUCUCCGAUUUUCAUGUAUGGAGGUGCUUCAGUUGGGAAAACAAGUACAAUUCUUCAGAUAUUUAAGUAUCUAAAGAGGCCAUUUGUGUAUUGUAGCUGCAUCACCUGUUAUAGUCCUAGGAUUUUGUUUGAGUCUGUAUUGAAUCAGUUAUUGCUACAUAGAAGGACUGAAAGCAAUGGUUAUUCUAGUGCAAAACGGUGUGAUAAGCCCUCAGAUUUUGUGAAUCUUUUACAGGAAGCUCUAGUUAAGGUUGUUGAGGAUCUGAAGAUGAAUGCGGAGAAAUCAGGAUCUAAGAAGUCAGCUCAAAGGACUAGUGGGAGGAUGGUUUACUUGAUAUUUGAUAAUUUAGAGCAUAUUCGAGAAUGGAAUAAGUCUGAGAUAUUGCCUUUCCUAUUUAAGCUUUAUGAUGUUCUGAAGAUGCCGGAGGUGGGUUUGAUCUUUGUUAGUGCUACCUCUCCUGAUACAUAUUACUCUGAUACGGGCUGUGUAGAGCCUGUUCAUGUUUACUUUCCUGAUUACACAGAAGAUGAUCUUCACCAAAUCUUUAUGAGGAGGAGCCAAGGAAACUCAAAACUGUAUUCAUCUUUUCUUGAAGCGGUGCUGAGACCUUUCUGUCGAGUUACAAGACGAGUUGAUGAGUUAUCGACUGCCUUUUCAUCAUUAUUCCAGAUAUACUGUGAAGGACUUGAUGAUUUGGGGGCUGUUCCUGAUGAACAUAUGAAGAAUAGAUUAUAUUGUCAUCUUAAGCCACAUAUUGGACCGGCAAUGAAUGAGGUAUUCAAAGUCUUGUCUAGGCCCUCCCCAGAAGUGGCCACCAACAAGAUCAAGCACAAAGUUGUUCCAACAAAAGAUGGAUUCGGUGAAUCUUCUAAUGAGGUUGACUUUCACAUGUCCGACUGUGCUAAGUAUCUUCUUAUUUCUGCAUUCAUUGCUUCAAGAAACCCAGCUACUCUUGAUGCCUCACUGUUUGAUUCAACUGGAGGCUGUAGCAGUCGGAAAAGGAAGAGGAAGAGCUCUCAGAAAUCAAUGGAGCAGAAAGAAAUUGCAGAGCAAGAAUUAGUGAUGAAAGGACCAGGAACUUUCCCGUUGGAAAGAUUAUUAGCUAUAUUUCAGUGUAUUGCAUCGGUUUCAGAAUAUUCAACUGAUGAAGAAGCAGAAGCAGGAGGAAAUAAUAAUAAUAAUGGGUUAAUGUGUGAUGUUCUCUUGCAAUUAUCAAGUCUGUGCAAUGCUAAUUUUAUCAGUAAAGGAGGAAGUUGCCCUUUGGAAGGUUCAUUACGGUAUCGAUCCAUGGUUUCUGAAGAUUUGGCUCUCAAGGUUGCCCGGACCCUAAAAUUUCCUCUGUCCAAGUAUUUGUACAGAUAACACCUGUCUCUGCCUCAGCAAAUCAAACAUUGCACAUUCUAUACAAUGUCACAUACUCACAUGUAUGGUUAAAUUUCCAAACUUUCUGUUCAGUGCUAACGUAUUGCUUUGUAUCUUUUAGUUUGCAUGUACUGCCCUGUUUGUUAAUUAUUAGUGAAAUACGUUUCUUACUUAUUUUCUUUUA
Messenger RNA from Ipomoea triloba (trilobed morning glory), 2001 nucleotides. RefSeq names its product origin of replication complex subunit 5-like. The transcript has 5 exons. Gene Ontology annotation, molecular function: DNA replication origin binding. Gene Ontology annotation, biological process: DNA replication; DNA replication initiation. Gene Ontology annotation, cellular component: nucleus; nuclear origin of replication recognition complex. The record is from RefSeq and is a predicted model, not a curated record. Bases 219 to 1817 code for a protein of 532 amino acids. Lineage: Eukaryota; Viridiplantae; Streptophyta; Magnoliopsida; Solanales; Convolvulaceae.